Molecule: messenger RNA, 733 nt
Organism: Striga asiatica
Lineage: Eukaryota; Viridiplantae; Streptophyta; Magnoliopsida; Lamiales; Orobanchaceae
Source: the annotation of a GenBank genome assembly
AUGAAAACGCAAGGGUUACCUAAUCUCUUUUAUGCAGAGAACAACGGUGGAUUCCGAUAUAUGCUCUAUGCCGCCAAGCUCGACCCCGACCGGAUGGAUCGGCUUAGGCGAUACCACGGCCAAUCCGACUUCUCCGUCACUGCUGUCGAUAGGAACCCGUCGUCUCCAUCUCCUUCUCUCGGAUUCGGAAAGGCCAUCAGAAAAGAUGUAGCUAUGCCCAUUUCUGUUUUGGAAGCAGAUUUGGAAGUUUCUGUAGGUGGUGAAGGGUUCAAUAUGGGUGCAGAAAACAACAUUGAGAUUGAGGAUGGAACUCUGGAAAUUGGAAUAGGAGUGAUAGUCAAGUUGGUCCCAAGAAACACUGUGAUUCCCAACCACAAGUCCCAAAUUUUCAGUAUUUAAUCAGGAAACUACUGUCACUAUUCGGGUAUCAGACGUGUGAUUUCAGAUGGCCUUGAAAAUGAACAAGAUAUGAAGGGUACCAAUUUAUUGCUUUAUGAAAACACUAAACUGCUUUUGUAUAUUCAAUAGGUUUCUGAGGGUAACAGGAGUCAUAAAGGACUGCAAUUUCUUUGGACUUGAUACAUUUGUUAGGCGCCUCAUUAUUAUUAGGUUUACUGUCAGAUUUGAAUUUCCAUGAUGUGGGUGUAAAUAUUAAUUAUUAAUGAAUACAUUUCUCUUGCUCUCAUAUUUGCUUCAUUUUGGAACAUCCAGUUAUACGUUUUAAAAAGAAAAG